ACUCCAAAGUCUUCCUCAUCUACAACACGGGCGCGCAGGGCUGCCUGGAGACGAAGGACUCGCUGGUGAGACUCGCCAAGGGCUGCAACGCCAGCGCCCCGGCCCAGCAGUGGAAAUGGGUCUCGCGCAAUCGCCUCUUCAACGUGGGGGCCAUGCAGUGCCUGGGGGUGUCGUGGCACGGGGCCAACGCCACGGCGGGGCUGCACCCCUUGGCCACCUACGAGUGCGACCGCGAGUCCGUCAACAUGCGCUGGAGCUGCCGCGGCCUCGGGGAGCAGCUCUCGCAGCAUCUCGGCGCCCGCCCGGGCAAUUCCUCCGUGGACAGGGGGGACCAGGCGCGUGGCUCGCAGUGGAGGACGUAUGGCACCGAGGAGGAUCUGUGCUCCGUGCCGUACUCUGAGAUUUACACCAUCCAGGGCAACUCGCACGGGAAGCCGUGCACCAUCCCCUUCAAGUACGACAACCAGUGGUUUCACGAGUGCACCAGCACGGGGCGGGAGGACGGCCAUCUCUGGUGUGCCACCACCCAGGACUACGGCAAGGACGAGCGAUGGGGCUUCUGCCCCAUAAAGAGCAAUGACUGUGAGACCUUUUGGGACAAGGACCACCUCACCAACAGCUGCUACCAGUUCAACUUCCAGUCGACGCUGUCGUGGCGGGAAGCCUGGAAUAGCUGUGAGCAGCAAGGGGCCAAUCUGCUGAGCAUCACUGAGAUCCACGAGCAGACCUACAUCAACGGGCUGUUGACGGGCUACAGCUCCACGCUCUGGAUUGGGCUCAAUGACCUGGACAUCAACGGAGGCUGGCAGUGGUCGGACAACUCGCCGCUCAAGUACCUCAACUGGGAGAGUGACCAGCCCGACAACCCCAGUGAGGAGAACUGCGGGGUGAUCCGCACCGAGUCGUCCGGGGGGUGGCAGAACCGCGACUGUGGCAUCGCCCUCCCCUAUGUCUGCAAGAAGAAGCCCAACGCCACCGCUGACCCCUUCCUGACGGACUCGUGGUCAGAGGUGAAGGUGGACUGCGAGCCCAGCUGGCAGCCCUUCCAGUCCAACUGCUACCGCCUGGUGGGAGAGAAGAAGAGCUGGCAGGAGGCGAAGAAGACCUGCCUGCGGAGCGGGGGGGACCUGGUCAGCAUCCACACCCUCUCUGAGCUGGAGUUCGUCACCAAGCAGAUCAAGCAAGACGUGGAAGAGCUCUGGAUUGGCCUAAAUGACCUCAAGCUGCAGAUGAACUUCGAGUGGUCGGAUGGGACACCUGUGAGGUUCACGUACUGGCACCCCUUCGAGCCCAACAACUUCCGUGACAGCCUGGAAGACUGCGUGACCAUCUGGGGACCGGAAGGGAGGUGGAAUGACAGCCCGUGCAACCAGACCCUGCCGUCCAUCUGCAAAAAGCCUGGCCGGGUGAGCCAGGAGAAGGAGGAGGAUGACCAUGGGUGCCGAAAGGGCUGGAAGUGGCACAGCCCCUCCUGCUUCUGGCUGGGCGAGGACCGCGUCCCCUACAGUGACGCCCGCAAGACGUGCUCCGACUACGGCUCCACGCUGGUCACCAUCACCAACAGGUUCGAGCAGGCGUAUGUUAGCAGCCUCAUCUACCGCUGGGUGGCGCUGCAGGACAUCAAUGAGACGGGUGCUUUCCGCUGGCUGAGCGGCGAUGAGGUGAUGUACACCCACUGGAACCGCGACCAGCCCGGUUACAACAAGGGCGGCUGCGUGGCCCUGGCCACCGGCAGCUCCAUGGGGCUGUGGGAGGUGAAGAGCUGCAGCACCUUCAAGGCCAAAUACAUCUGCCGGCAGAACCUGGGCACCCCGGUCAACCCCGAGCUGCCCGGUCCCUACCCCACGCCCAGCCUCACCGCCGCCUGCCCCCUGGGAUGGAGCUCCGACACCAAGCUCCGUCACUGCUACAAGGUGUUCACCUUUGAAAAACUGCAAGAGAAGAAGACGUGGAUCGCGGCGCAGGAGUUCUGCCGGGAGCUGGGGGCCCAGCUGCUCAGCCUGGCCAGCUAUGAGGAGGAACACUUCGUCGCCAACACCCUCAACAAGAUUUUUGGGGAGUCGGAGCCAGAGCUUCACGAGCAGCACUGGUUCUGGAUGGGCCUGAACCGGCGGGACCCCGCGGGGGACAGGAGCUGGAGAUGGAGCGACGGGUUAGGGUUUUUCUACCACAACUUUGACCGCAGUAACUACGAUGACGACGACAUCCGGACCUGCGCGGUGCUGGACCUGGCCUCCCUGCAGUGGAUGCCGAUGCAGUGCGAGGCCCAGCUGGACUGGAUCUGCAAACUGCCCAAAGGUGCCGACGUGAAGGAGCCGGAGAUCACGACCCAAGGCAGCAAAGAGUGGGUGAAGUACCAGGAGGCCGAGUACAAGUUCUUCGAGCACCACUCGACGUGGGUGCAGGCGCAGCGCAUCUGCAGCUGGUUCCAGGCGGAGCUGGCGUCGGUGCACGGCGAGGCCGAGCUGCGCUUCCUCGGCCAGAACCUGAAGAAGUUCUCCAGGGGCCAGGAGCAGCACUGGUGGAUCGGGCUGCACACCUACGAGAACGACGGAAGGUUCAAGUGGUCUGAUGGGUCCGUCCUCAACUUCGUCUCCUGGGCACCAGGCAAGCCCCGGCCCAUCAACAAGGACAAGAAGUGCGUGUACAUGACAGCCAGCAGAGAGGACUGGGGGGACCAGAAGUGCAUGACGGCGCUGCCCUACAUCUGCAAGCGGAGCAACGGGACGGCCGUGAAGCCUUCGCUGCCGCCGCUGCCCGCUCCCGUGAGCGGGGGCUGUCCCCACGGCUGGUUUCCCUUCCUGAGCAAGUGUUUCAGCUUCAAUGGCCACGACAAAGCCGAGAUAGUGAAGUGGCCAGAGGCGAAGCAGGCGUGCGAGAGCCAGGGCGCCGUCCUGGCCACCAUCGCCAGCCCUCUGGAGCAGG
Molecule: messenger RNA, 2925 nt
Organism: Leptosomus discolor (cuckoo roller)
Lineage: Eukaryota; Metazoa; Chordata; Aves; Leptosomiformes; Leptosomidae
Source: RefSeq, a predicted model, not a curated record